AUGGCAGAUGAUAAAUCCAGCACUCCCGACACAGUAGUCGCCAGUGCCAAAUCUGAAGAGACUGAUACUGAAGCCACGACCAAUGGAGGCGAUACGAAAGCUGCAAGCGUAGUCAGUUCAACUGUUACUGUACAUGAGAAAUCAGAUAAAUCAACUGAUAAGAGUUUCAGUGCUAAAGUCAAAGACUUGUGGACUGAAUUGAGUAAAGGAAUUAAAAGCAUUUCUUCGUCCACUGGAAGGAUGAUAUCCAAAGCUUGGUCUGCAACUUCCAGUAUACCAAGUAAGAUGCAGCAUCGUUUAUCUGAGAUGUGGGAACGUAUAAUACACCGCAAAAAGGGAAAGGGUGAGGAUUCUGCCGCAACCGAGGCGACUAAGACCGAGACUGCGACGACUACGAGUGUUGCCACGGAGGCGACAAAGACGGAGAAGACGGAUGGAGGGGCAAAACCCGAAGCAGAGAAGACGGAAACAGAUACUAAGAAAGAUAAAGGGGAGAAGUCAAAGGUAGAAGAUAAGAAAGGCUGA
Molecule: messenger RNA, 525 nt
Organism: Kwoniella shivajii
Lineage: Eukaryota; Fungi; Basidiomycota; Tremellomycetes; Tremellales; Cryptococcaceae
Exons: 3
Coding region: 1-525 (174 amino acids)
Source: RefSeq, a predicted model, not a curated record